AUGCAACGUACAUCAUUUGAAGUCUCUAUUGACCCAUCCCGAACCGAUGCGUUUGUAAGGGUAUCGGCUAAUUACAUUAACAGUAAUUUAAUUCCUUAUUUUGGUGGUAAUUUACCCCCAGUAGUACCCCUCUGCCUUUCAGAUGGGAAAAAAAACGUUUAUGUUGGAUGUUUAACUCAUCAACCACAUAACCUUCAACCAUUUAAAUUGCUUAUUUCUAUUGCUUUAAGUGAAGAUAUUGGAUUACAAGAUGGUAAAUUUGUGCAGUGUAUUCCAGUAUAUAAUCCCAUAAGGGCAAGUAAAGUUUUGGUCUCACCUACCUCAGUAGAUGAUAGCGAGGUGGUUGAGCAAAAUGCUUCCCGUAUUGAAGGACAGCUUCUACGUCAAGUUCAGGUAGUAUACCCUGGAAUGACUCUUAGUGUUGCUGUUUUUUCAGGUGUUCAUGCAAAAGUAACCGUUCAGAAAAUUGAAGAUGAAAAUGGUCAAGAAAUUACGUCUAACUGUGCUGUUAUGUUUGAUGGAACCGAAUUUGUAAUAGCCACUAGAGCGAGACAAAUCAUUCAGAAUGAAACGCCAAAAUGGACUGUUUUACGAUCUAUAACACAUAAUUAUUAUGAAAAAAAGAUUUCUAAUGUAAAAAUGGAAGCUUUCUUUUACGUAAAUUCUGUAACAGCUAAACGGUAUAAUUGGAGUGAAGGAAAUAUUGUUGGUUUUUGGGAUCUUGCACGAAUGUCAAAACUUAUUGAAUCUAAACAACUUACUCCAUCUUUCUUCCGAUCAAACGCCUGGAAGGCACCUAUUCGUUUAACAGAAACAUUACCUGAUGGCGUCUGCUUAUGUAUGGUAUUUGAUCGUGCUACUAAUGUAGUUGUUUUUCCUAAUCCUGAUGAAGCUAUACCUAACAUAACAGAAAAAGAUACUACUCAUGGUGAUUUUAAUUUUUACCCUGAAAAUACAUUGAAGUAUGAAGAAAUUGUAAAAGUUCAUGAAGAUGCAUCAAGGGAACUUUUACAACAUUUGAAAAAUUGGUUUGGAAAUGGUAAUGGAUCUAAUUCUAACCACAAUUUCUAUGGAAAUAAUGGUAACAUAUUACUUUGUGGUGCAAAAGGAUAUGGUAAAACAGCUAUUCUUGGUGCAGUCUUAAAUCAGUUAUGUGAUGUUCAUGUUUGUUUUGUUCAGUGCUCUUCAAGUACUAAACUUUUAUCAUUACUACAAGAAGCAUUAAUUGAGUGUGUAAUGUGUGCCCCUUCUGUACUAGUCUUGGAUAAUUUUGAUGCUAUCGCACCUUUGCAAAAAGAAGGUUCUCUUUCUGCUAUUAGUGGUACGACGAAAUCUAUGUUAGAGGAGACACUUAGAUGUUUUACAGAAACACUUACACUUAGUGGUCGGAGUUCUGUAGUUGUUAUUGCAAAAUGUGGAAAUCGUGAAGAUGUUCACGAAUCUCUUCGUUCUGCAAGUUGUUUUCCUAAAGUAAUUAAAGUUGAGGCACUAAAUCGUAAAACACGUAUGGCUUUAUUACAACAAUUAUUUCCAAAUGAAUCUACAGAAAUGGUAGAAGAACUUGGUACUUUAAUGGAUAACUAUACACCCUUUGAUAUUAAGAAAGUCUCAGCACGUAUCAAAAGUUCUUUCAAGGAUGGAAAAAUUCCAUCUUUAACAUCAAUAAAAGAAACUAUAGCUUCUUUUACUCCAUUAUCUCAUACUGGAAUUACAUUUCUAAAAGGAGAAAAACAGUCAUUAAAUUCUAUUGGUGGACUUUCUGUGGCUAAGAAAGUCUUGUAUGAUACCUUGGUAUUACCAAUGAAAAAUCCUGCUCUAUUUUCUCGUUUACCAUUAAAAACUCGAAGUGGUGUUCUCCUUUAUGGACCCCCAGGUUGUGGUAAAACUUUUGUAGUAGAGUCUAUAGUAAAUGCUGAAGACUUACAUUGUAUCGUAGUUAAUGGUCCAGAGAUUUUUGGAAAAUACAUUGGUCAAAGUGAACAGAAAAUUCGUGAUAUUUUCGAAAGAGCUCAAGCAGCUGCACCAUGUGUCAUUUUCUUUGAUGAAUUUGACUCUGUUGCACCUCAACGUGGAGUAGAUAAUUCAGGAGUUACUGAUCGAGUUGUAAAUCAGUUACUUUGUUAUCUUGAUGGAGUAGAAGGAAGAAAAGAUGUUUAUGUGGUGGCCGCUUCUAGUCGACCUGAUUUAAUUGAUGCAGCUUUACUUCGACCAGGUAGAUUAGAUAAACUCGUACAAUGUCCUCUUCCUUCACUGGAGGAAAGAUUGGAAAUAUUAAAUAAUUCUUUUAAAAAAACUUCAGCGAACUUAACCCAAGACGAAAUUGAAACUAUUGCGAAAGAAACUGAGAAUUGGACCCCAGCUGAUUUAGUCGGUUUGGUGUCUUCAGCUAAUUUAUUUGUGACUCGUCGUGUAAUUGAUAAACUCUCUUUGGGAGAAACAAUGGAAGUGUCAUCCGAAGCUAAUUUUGCUCUGGCAAAUAUUGGUAGUGGAACUACACGAGAGAAAAUUGAGGAUUCACUGAAAACGUUACUUGGUAUUACGAAACAGAAACAAAAUAUUGAUGUUGUCACACAGAUUGUAAUGGGAGAUGUAAGAAGCGCUAUGGAAUUAGCUCGUCCCUCUCUUUCUCAAAAGGAGAUUUUAAAAUACGAAAGAAUUCAUCAUCUCUUUAGUGGAGAAAAUAAAGGGGAGAAGAGAACGGAGAUGGGGAAAAAGCUAGUUUUCCAGUAA
Molecule: messenger RNA, 2730 nt
Organism: Trypanosoma theileri
Lineage: Eukaryota; Euglenozoa; Kinetoplastea; Trypanosomatida; Trypanosomatidae
Product: putative peroxisome biogenesis factor 1
Exons: 1
Coding region: 1-2730 (909 amino acids)
Biological process (GO): protein import into peroxisome matrix
Cellular component (GO): cytosol; peroxisomal membrane; peroxisome
Molecular function (GO): ATP binding; ATP hydrolysis activity
Source: RefSeq, a predicted model, not a curated record